ACGCAAUUAAAUGCUCUCAUACUACUAGUCCAUCGUAAUCAACAUGGCGCCCUUUAUGCACAACGGCCCCGAAGACGAGGAAUCCUCUUCCUCCACCACAACACUGGCUUCAGCCAAGUCUCAAUCCCAAUCCCAGCCACCCACCCUCACCUCUCUCCUCAGCUCCCUGCACGCCGACCUUCUAAGCCAGGCACACCGCAUUCCCGCUGACCUUCGGACCCUCCGUGAAAUCUCCCAGACCGGACUGAAUGGCGGCUUGAUCGAUGAUAGGAAGUAUCUCAUCGAAAAUAUAAUCCAAGUCGCUGCGUCCUUGCCAAAUACUUCAGGCCUGAGAAACAAACUCACAGAUACAUUUGUCUCAACGCUCUGGAAUAACCUGCAGCAUCCCCCUCUGUCGUAUCUGGGCGAUGAGUUCCGCUAUAGACGUGCGGAUGGGAGCUUUAAUAAUAUUAUGUACCCCCAUCUCGGGGCAUCAGGGAGUCACUAUGCGCGGACCGUGACACCCAAGCAUCCACGACCAGCGGUCUUGCCCGACCCCGGGCUUAUUUUCGACACAUUGUUGGCCCGUCAAGGGCCCGCAAGAGAACAUCCUACCAAAGUCUCAAGCAACCUAUUCUACCUCGCUACUAUUAUAAUUCACGAUCUCUUCCACACUGACGAACUAAACCCCACCACCGUCAAAAACUCCUGCUAUCUCGAUCUCGGCCCACUCUACGGCCACAACCAGGCUGAGCAGACCCAAGUGAGGACCUUCACAGAUGGACUCUUAAAACCAGAUACCUUUGCCGAAAAGCGCCUUCUCUCGCAGCCCCCUGGCGUCUGUGCGCUUCUGGUCGCAUUCAACCGAUUCCAUAACUACGUUGUCGAAGAGUUAGCAAGGAUCAACGAGGCAGGGAGAUUCGACUUGCCAGUUGGGAGUGAAGAGAAAUCACCAGAUUAUGUCUGGGCUCUCGGGAAGAGAGAUGAGGCGUUGUUUCAAACGGGGAGACUGAUAACGUGCGGUCUGUACGUCUCCAUAAUCCUAAACGACUACCUGCGCACAAUCCUCAACCUCAACGACAAUCCGCUCAAUUCAGAUUGGACGAUCGACCCGCGCAAGACUAUACCGGCUUUCGAUUCUGAGGGGCUUCCUCAGGGCGUCGGAAAUCAGGUCUCCGCUGAGUUCAAUAUGAUAUACCGCUGGCAUGCGGCGAUCAGUGACCAUGAUGAAAAGUGGGCGAACGAACUUGCGACUAAGGUUUUUGGCGGGAGGGUAGAUGUGAGCACAUUGUCCGUGGAACGAUACUUCGCCGGGCUGAGACAGUACCUCGAUAAAGCAGCUCCGGAUGAGCCAUCGGCAUGGACAUUUGGAGAGUUGCAGAGAGAUAAAGAAGGAAAGUUUUCAGAUAAAGAUUUGGUGAAAUUAUUGCAGGAUGGGUGUGAGAAUGUGGCUGGAGCAUUUGGCGCUCUAAAUACACCCAAAGUAAUGAGAGCCAUCGAAAUACUUGGGAUCCAACAGGGCAGGGAUUGGGGUCUAGCCACGCUGAAUGAGUUAAGGACGUUCUUUAAACUGAAACCGCAUGCAACUUUUGAGGAGGUCAAUUCUAACCCUGAGGUUGCCGAAGCGCUGGAAGCACUAUACGGGCACCCUGACAACAUUGAACUCUACGUAGGCGUGCAAGCUGAAGAAGCCAAGAAACCCUUCCUCCCUGGCUCAGGUCUCUGUCCUGGCUUCACAAUCUCAGUAGCUAUUCUAUCUGACGCCGUUGCUCUCGUGCGCGGAGACCGCUUCUACACGGUUGACUAUAGUCCGGCCAAUCUGACGAAUUUCGGAUUCAAUACGGCAGAGUCCGAUUUUAACGUUGCAGGUGGUGGUGUUAUGUACAAGUUACUCAUGCGGGCGUUCCCGGGCUGGUACAGCCCUAACAGCGUCUACGCUCUGUAUCCGUUUACAACCCCGGAGAAGAACCAAGAGGUCUUCAUCAAGAAUGGCCGGGCUGAUACCUUGGACUUUAAGAGGCCGUCGUUCACUAAGCCGCCUGUGCCUGUUACGACGUGGAGAGGCGUUGUUGAUCUAUUGAGUGAUCAGAAAAAUUUCCAUGUCCCUUGGGGCGAACAUACCUUCCAGCUUAUCAAGCAUGAUUACAUGCUCAGCGGGGAUUCCGUAGCAAACGCAGAACAGCGCACGUUCGUUGCAGAACGGCUGUAUAGGCCGUCCGAUACACUAGAUCAAGUGCGGCAGUUCUACGAGUCCAUUACAACGGAUCUCAUCAAACGAAACAGCAAAAAGCUUGGAGGCUCGUACCAGGUUGAUAUUGUACGAGAUGUCGGAAACCUCGCACACGCGUACUUCUGCUCCGAGUUCUUCGAUAUGCCCGUCAAAGGCGUAAACCAUGCCCCAUCCGACGCAUACACAGUCAAAGAGCUAUCGGAUGCGCUUUUCCUACUAUUCGGCUACGUCUUCCUAGACGUUGACCCGCCACAGUCAUACAGGAACCGUCUCGUGUCAGGCAAAGAGACCGAGCGCAUGGGCGAAGUCAUGACGAAAGUCGUCUCAGGCUCAUCUGGGCACCUAUUCAGCCACCCUUCACGGCUCUUCGGCCGCAAUAAGUCGAAAUUGACUGGGUUUGGGCCCGAGCUAGUAAAGAGAUUGCGUGAGGGAGGGAAGAGUGUUGAAGAGGUUGUUUGGACGAUUAUCCCCACUGCUGCGGCGGCUUGUGCUACUCAAGCUCAGGGAUGGGCACAAUUACUGGAUUUCUACCUCUCAGACAAGUACGCAGUCCACUGGCCGGCAAUCCGGAGCCUAGCACAGUCGGAAGACCCUGAGGCGUUCGAGAAGCUUAAGAAAUACGCUCUUGAGGGAUUUCGCCUCUCCACUCCAGCCUUCGGCGUCCUUCGCACGGCAGUAAAAAACACCACCAUUAGAGACGGAACAUCCACAAAGUCAGUCGAGAAAGGAGACACCAUUUUUGCUGACUUCAUCACGGCCGGUCUCGACCCGGACCAGUUCCCUGAUCCGGAGGAGAUCAAGCUCGACCGGCCGUUUGAUCGCUAUAUCCACCAUGGCUGGGGCCAGCACUCAUGUCUGGGCCGAGCAAUUGUCACCACUGCUGGUGCUUGUGUGCUGCGUGUCCUCGGUAGAUUGGACAAUGUCCGGCGCGCUCCUGGGCCUCCGGGGGAGAUGAAGAGUAAGAUGGUGAACGGGGCGUUCAAGAUGUAUUUGCCUGAGGAUGGGAGCGAGUGGACGCCUUUCCCUUGUAAUAAAAAAGUGAUCUUCGAUGGGAUGGAUGGACUCCGCGGAUAAGAUAGUUAGGGCAAACUCUUGGAACCAUCUGAUGGUCAUGCCACGAACGUUCCGGAUAUUCUGGAUAUGAAAAGAAAAGCACAUGCUUGACUCACUUAAUUCAUGACACAACGACAUUAGCC
Molecule: messenger RNA, 3405 nt
Organism: Aspergillus versicolor CBS 583.65
Lineage: Eukaryota; Fungi; Ascomycota; Eurotiomycetes; Eurotiales; Aspergillaceae
Product: peroxidase/cytochrome P450 family protein
Exons: 16
Coding region: 44-3283 (1079 amino acids)
Biological process (GO): response to oxidative stress
Molecular function (GO): iron ion binding; peroxidase activity; heme binding
Source: RefSeq, a predicted model, not a curated record